Messenger RNA from Pyrenophora tritici-repentis Pt-1C-BFP, 1898 nucleotides. RefSeq names its product NtpA, Archaeal-vacuolar-type H+-ATPase subunit A. Gene Ontology annotation, molecular function: ATP hydrolysis activity; proton-transporting ATPase activity, rotational mechanism; ATP binding. The record is from RefSeq and is a predicted model, not a curated record. NCBI's taxonomy places the organism in Eukaryota, Fungi, Ascomycota, Dothideomycetes, Pleosporales, Pleosporaceae. Gene Ontology annotation, cellular component: fungal-type vacuole membrane; proton-transporting V-type ATPase, V1 domain. Gene Ontology annotation, biological process: proton transmembrane transport; ATP metabolic process.
AUGUCUUCUAAGCCAGACCAGAAGUCGGACUCGGACGAGCAUGGCCAGAUCUACUCGAUCUCCGGUCCUGUCAUCAUCGCCGAGAACAUGAUCGGAUGUGCCAUGUACGAGCUUGUCCGUGUCGGUCAUGAAAACCUCGUUGGUGAAGUCAUCCGAAUCGAAAACGACAAGGCCACCAUCCAGGUCUACGAAGAGACUGCCGGUGUAACCGUUGGAGACCCCGUUUUCAGGACUGGACAGCCAUUGUCCGUCGAGCUCGGCCCGGGUCUCAUGGAAACCAUCUAUGACGGUAUCCAGCGCCCCCUCAAGGGUAUCGCCGAAGACGCGAACAGCAUUUACAUUCCUCGUGGUAUCAACUUGCCCGCGCUCGACCGUAAGAAGAAGUGGGAUUUCACACCAGGCACGCUCAAGGUUGGCGACCACAUCACUGGUGGUGAUGUCUUUGGUACCGUCUUCGAGAACAGUCUGCUCAGCGAGCACAAGAUCUUGCUGCCUCCUCGCGCAAAGGGUACCAUUACUCGCAUCGCUGAGAAGGGCAGCUACACUGUCGAUGAAAAGAUCCUAGAGCUCGACUUCAACGGCACCAAGACCGAGUACAGCAUGAUGCACAGGUGGCCCGUCCGAGUGCCCCGUCCCUCCACCGAGAAGAUGUCCUCCGACCAGCCGCUCAUUGUCGGCCAGCGUGUCCUCGACUCCCUCUUCCCCAGUGUACAGGGUGGUACCGUGUGUAUUCCCGGCGCUUUCGGAUGCGGCAAGACUGUCAUUUCGCAAUCGCUCUCCAAGUUCUCCAACAGUGACAUUAUCGUUUACGUUGGCUGCGGCGAACGAGGAAAUGAGAUGGCUGAAGUCUUGAUGGACUUCCCAGAGCUCACCAUCGACGUCAAUGGCAAACAGGAGCCUAUCAUGAAGCGCACUACCCUCAUUGCCAACACCUCCAACAUGCCCGUCGCUGCUCGAGAGGCUUCAAUUUACACUGGAAUUACGGUGGGAGAAUAUUUCCGCGACCAGGGUAAGGACGUGGCGAUGAUGGCAGAUUCAUCGUCCCGCUGGGCGGAGGCGCUCCGUGAGAUUUCCGGACGUCUGGGAGAGAUGCCUGCGGAUCAAGGUUUCCCCGCUUACCUGGGUGCCAAGCUUGCGUCCUUUUACGAGCGCGCUGGUCGUGUACAGGCUCUGGGUAGCCCGGAACGAUUCGGAAGUGUGUCUAUUGUCGGUGCCGUCAGUCCUCCGGGUGGUGACUUUUCGGACCCUGUCACGACGAGUACGCUCAACAUUGUGCAAGUCUUCUGGGGUCUCGACAAGAAGCUCGCUCAGCGAAAGCAUUUCCCGUCGGUCAACACAUCGAUCAGUUACAGCAAGUACACGACGCCGCUCGACAAGUUCUACGCCAAGAACAACCCUGAGUUCCCGCGUCUGCGCGACCGCAUCAAGGAGCUUCUUACUACAUCGGACGAUCUCGACCAGGUCGUGCAACUUGUCGGUAAAUCUGCUCUAGGUGACAGCGACAAGAUUACGCUAGACGUUGCCACACUACUCAAGGAGGACUUCUUGCAACAAAACGGUUACUCGGACUACGACCAGUUCUGCCCGCUAUGGAAGACUGAGUGGAUGAUGAAGAACAUGAUGGCGUUCCACGACGAGGCCCAAAAGGCAGUCUCCCAGGGACACGCAUGGCCCAAGGUCCGCGAUGCAACAUCAGAAAUCCAGAGCGAGCUCCGUUCGAUGAAGUUUGAACUGCCUAGCGAUGGCGAGGAGAAGGUCACCAAGAAGUACGAGGCCCUUCUACAGAAGAUGACCGAGAAAUUUGCGUCUGUGACUGAUGAGUAAAUGCAUGUGACUAGAGGCGGAUUUUUACAUAGCAUGCCUGUUUGAUACAUGUACAUGAACUAGUAUGAAAAUUG